Malurus melanocephalus (red-backed fairy wren) is the source of this 3082-nucleotide messenger RNA. RefSeq names its product CXXC finger protein 1 (gene CXXC1). The record is from RefSeq and is a predicted model, not a curated record. Lineage: Eukaryota; Metazoa; Chordata; Aves; Passeriformes; Maluridae. The coding region runs from base 325 to 2964 and encodes 879 amino acids. The transcript has 21 exons. Gene Ontology annotation, cellular component: synaptonemal complex; Set1C/COMPASS complex. Gene Ontology annotation, molecular function: DNA binding; zinc ion binding. Gene Ontology annotation, biological process: positive regulation of DNA-templated transcription; synaptonemal complex assembly.
GUGAGAAAACUUGAGGGGAAAAAGAUGGGAAAACAUGAGAGGAAAAGGGUGGAAAAUGUGAGGGGGGAAAGGGAAGGAGCUGACAAAGCUGCAGAAUGUGAGGAAAUGGGGGGUGAAAAGAGACAAAGGGGAAGGACACUGGAGAGAAGAGUGAAAAGGGAACUAGAAAGAGGGGGUGGGUGACAGAAAAUGGAUCAAGAGGGGAAAAAACUGGAGAGGGAAUUGAGGGACAGAAACAGCAGGAAAGGAACUGGAGGAAGGAGGUGACAAAUGGGGGGAACCAGGGAGAAGAGAGACAAGAGAAGGAGGGAGGAGAGGUAGAAAAUGGUGAAACGUGACAGAAAAUGUGGGGCUGAGGGUGGGAAAAGGGGAACGAAGAGGGUGACAAGGGGACAGGAGGGGACGAGCCAGCACCCACCGUCACUGUGCUCCAUGUUCCCUCCCACGUACCCCUGUGUCCCCACCAUAUCCCUCCCAUGUACCCCUGUGUCCCCACCGUGUCCCUCCCAUGUACCUUUGUGUCCCCACCGUGUCCCUCCCAUGUACCCUUGUGUCCCCACCGUGUCCCUCCAGGCUGCAGCAAUGGACGUGGACCCACGCAGUGAGGGGCUCUGCAGCCGAGAUCCCCCAAGACCACCGUGUGCCCCUGUGUCCCCCCGCCCCAGGGACAAGGUGUUCCCAGGGCUCCCUAAAGGACACAUUGUCCCCGUGUCCUGCCCCGUUCCCCCCUUGGGUCCCCCUAAGGGGACCCCACAGCUGGAGGUGCUGCUGAGGCAGAUCCAGAGCAUGAAGAAAGUCCGUCGGGCCAUGGCGCAGGAGCUGGUGGAGGCCCAAGACCGCGGUGAGGGCUUGCGCCAGAACCUGGAGCAGCGUGAGUCACCCAAGGGGACACUGAGGGUGGAGCAGCGCGAGGAGGCACUGGAGGGGCUCUGGCAGCAGAUGCAGGAGUCACUGCGGAGAGCRCGGCUGCAGGGGAAGGAGGUGGAAGCCAGAGGUCAGAGGCGCUGGGGGCUCUGCCUGGAGUGGCAGCAGGACCUGGCAGGGGCAGGGGAGCAGCUGAGGCAGCUCCGACACCUGCGCCGGGGACACAGGUGGGAAUUCUGGCACCAGCUCGACACCAUCAUAGAGGAGCACAAGCGCCUGCAUGACGUGCACGCUCCAGCCCACCUGAAGGCUGAACUGAUGGAACUGGAAAAGAUGCGGGAGAAGUGGCUGAGCUGGGAGCAUCGUCUCAUGGAGACCGAGGAGCAGCUGGGACCAGGAGCCCCCAUGGUCAUGCGAUUGGUGGAGCAGGAGCAGGAGGGGGCACAGCAGCAGCUGGAGGCAGAGCUGGGCCGGCAACAGCUGAACCUGCAGCGUCGUGACAGGUUGGCAGAGGAGCUGCAGCAGCUGCAGGGUCAGCAGCAGGGGUGGGACUGGGGGUGGGAGCCGGGUUGGGGGGUCACGGUCCCCCUGACCCCUUUUUUGAUCCCCUCCUCAGAGAAGGACCCGUCCCUGGAGAUCCGGUACCGGCACAAGAAGUGGCGGGAGAAGGAGCACGAGGGGGCCAAGGGACAGGAGCUGGAGCAGGGCCGGGCUGCCAAGAUCAAGCGCUCAGCCCGCAUGUGUGGUGAGUGUGAGGCGUGCCGGCGCCCCGAGGACUGCGGGCAGUGUGAUUUCUGCCGGGACAUGAAGAAAUUCGGGGGCCCCAACAAGAUCCGCCAGAAGUGUCGGCUGCGGCAGUGCCAGCUGCGGGCACGGGAGUCCUACAAGUACUUCCCCACCUCGCUGGCGCGGGGGCGCGAGGGGGACCUGGAGCUGCUGAAGGCGCAGCUGGGGCCGGGGCCCCCCGAGAGCCUCUCGGAUGAGGAGCUGCCCCUCGACCCCCGGCUCUACCAGGAGCUCUGCGCCGGCGCCUUCGACGAGCACGGCCUGCCGUGGCUCAGYGACGCCGAGGACGCGCCGUUCCUGGACCCCGUCCUGCGCAAGCGCGCCGUCAAGGUCAAGCACGUCAAGCGCCGCGAGAAGAAGUCAGACAAGAAGAAGGAGGAGCGCUACAAGCGGCACCGGCAACGGGCACGGCACCGGGAGCGCCGGGGCCACCCCGAGCGCUCGGAUGCGCGGGAUCCCGCGGGGCUGGGCCAGUGCCUGGGCCCUGGCUGCACCCGGCCUGCACGCCCACCCUCCAAGUACUGCAGCGAGGCCUGYGGCAUCAAGCUGGCUGCCAACCGGAUCUACGAGAUCCUGCCGCAGCGGAUCCAGCAGUGGCAGCAGAGCCCGUGCGUGGCCGAGGAGCACGGCAAGCGGCUGCUGGAGCGCAUCCGGCGCGAGCAGCACCAGGCGCGGCUGCGGCUGCAGGAGAUGGAGCGGCGCUUCCACGAGCUCGAGGGGCUCAUYGCCCGCGCCAAGGGGCACCCACCCCGCGAGGAUGAGGAGAGCACGGAAGGGGACAGCGAGGACACGGACCUGCAGAUCUUCUGCGUGUCCUGCGGCCACCCCAUCAACCCUAAGGUGGCCCUGCGGCACAUGGAGCGCUGCUAUGCCAAGGUGUCCACGGGAUCUGGGGGAUUUUGGGGGCUGGGGGGAGCCAGGGGGGCCACCCGGCUGUUCUGCGACGUUUACAACCCCCAGAGCAAAACCUACUGCAAGAGGCUGCAGGUGCUGUGCCCCGAGCACUCACGGGACCCCAAGGUGCCCGCGGAUGAGGUGUGUGGCUGCCCGCUGGUGCGCGAYGUCUUCGAGCUGACGGGUGACUUCUGCCGCGUCCCCAAGCGCAAGUGCCACCGUCACUACUGCUGGGAGAAGCUGCGCCGCGCCGAGGUGGACCUGGAGCGCGUCCGUGUGUGGUACAAGCUGGAUGAGCUGUUCGAGCAGGAGCGGAACGUGCGGGCGGCCAUGACGAACCGUGCCGGGCUCCUGGCGCUGAUGCUGCACCAGACCAUCCAACACGACCCCCUGACCACGGACCUGCGUUCCGACCGCUGACCCCCCACCCUGGGACCCCCACAGCCCCCUGGGACCCCCCACAUCCCCUCCCCACAUGGUUCCCCCUUACCCAAUGCCUGGGAACUUGCCCCUCACUAAAUAAAUCGGGUGUGAAAAA